This is a messenger RNA of Symsagittifera roscoffensis, 1901 nucleotides long. Its product is annotated as sulfotransferase 1E1-like. Gene Ontology annotation, molecular function: sulfotransferase activity. Lineage: Eukaryota; Metazoa; Xenacoelomorpha; Acoela; Convolutidae. The transcript is spliced from 2 exons. Gene Ontology annotation, cellular component: cytoplasm. Bases 795 to 1817 code for a protein of 340 amino acids. Gene Ontology annotation, biological process: sulfation. The record is from RefSeq and is a predicted model, not a curated record.
GGACGCUAAGAAAUAUAUAUUUCACGUAUCACUUUAGAAAAAAAACACACUUUUAAGAUCAAAUUUGACAAGCGGAGGUCAUGCCUGUUUUAAGCUUGCCACGCAUGAGAUGCGACACAUUUUUUAAAAUUAACUUCUAGCUACCAUAACGGGAAUAAUUUUUAACUUUUGAACUAAUUGAUUAGAAAAUUCAACCUCCUCUCGGGACUUUAAACUACUACAUCGAAAUUUAUACAACGUUAGCCUAAUUGGAAUUUUUUUGUAAAUUUAUCUCUUUUACUGCUCAAGUAAGUCGAUAUUACAAAUUGUUUAAGACGUUUAAUUGACAGUGAAUUUCCAUUUCCUACUUCGAAACUGGCAAAAAAGCAUCUGAUUUAUAUUUAGUUAAAAGCCACAUUCCCGAGCUGUAAAUGUUUAUCGAAGCAUUUACAACAUUCUUCUCCAAAGCGUAUAAAAACAACGCAAUUACACCAGUAAAAAUUACGCCGCCUCCGAAAACUCGCUUUUCAUCAAAAUUUUUAAAAAGAAAUUUGCGCUUCUCAGAAAAUACCAGUUUUGUGCAUUAUUUCUAGCAACUAUUUCAACCAAAGGAAAUUGUCAUUAUUCGAUUUAAAAAAUCAAAUCAUCCCAAAGUUGUGCUACAUCAUUAAUGAUAACACCUUUUUACCUACAGAAAAUCCUAUUUUGGAAGAGAAUCUUCAAAUUGUAUUUCUUAGAACGUUCUCAUUCCCGCGAGAGAAACCCCUGCUGAUUUCAUUUACCCAGACAUCGACGCGAGGUCAGGCCGACUGAAAAUGGCGGAAGUGGCGAGAGAUGAGAGCAACCGACAGUACACUAGCAACGAGGAUGACGUCAUCACAGAAGGGGAUCAUGUUGACCAAUCAGAUGACAGCGAUGAUGACCACGAGGAUAACGAGAGUGUCACUUUCGAAGACACAGAGUACAAUCACGAAAUGAUGACUCCAGGAUACAUAUGCAAAGACUACUUUCUCAGUUUCAGUGUCCGACAAGAAGUCGUGAAGGCAAUUCGCGAUUACGACAUCCAUGACAACGAAGUAUUCCUGGCGGGAUAUCCUAGGUCGGGAAUUACUUGGACGCAGCGAAUCAUAGGCGCAAUGCGAGAUGGUCCCGAUGUCGUGAAUUCACCCGACUAUGAUUUAACUCAACAUUUCCCCUUCAUCGAGUAUUACGACAUUUUCAACGUGCCCUUGUACGACGGGUUCGAGCUCUUCACUAAAAUGAAAGCACCAAGAGUGGUGAAGACGCAUCUUCCCUGUGAACUAAUUCCACGAGCUUUUGAAAACACAGGCAAAGUUGUGGUUGUUCUAAGAAACCCAAAAGAUAUGAUAGUCAGUUAUUACAAUCUAUUUAAGAACUUGACUAUGAUAGACUACAUUGCGACGUUCGAGGAGUUUUUUGAGAUUUUCCAGAACUCUCAUUUGCCCUACGGUAGCUGGUUCAAAUGGGUCUAUUCAUACUGGCAAGCAAAGCAGGAUAAAACCAUCAAAAACGUCCACUUUUUAGUGUAUGAACAACUUUUUAUCAACACUCGUCAAGAAGUUCAAAAACUUGCUGACUAUCUCGGAUAUGAUUUGAGUGACGAAAAACGCAUGCAGAAGGUUUUAGAAGCAAUCUGUUUCGGAAGCAUGCAGAACACAGUGUCAUUUCCAGGGGCUAAAAACUUCAUCAGAAGGGGAGGAGUGGGCGGAUGGAAAAACGUACUAAGUGAUGAAAUUAGUGCGUGGAUUGACAAUAAAAUCCGAACAGACCUGUACGAGAAAGGAUUUCCAAUUGAAUUUACAUUCGAGUUACCCUAAUUUACUAUUUAUCCUCGACUGACAAAUUGUUUGCGCAAUGAAAUUAUGCCUGAUAAUUAUUUUAAUUCGACCCAAGUUUUUACA